UCCAAGAGGAGUCUUGCUUUUGUUUCUCCGUGCACUAUGCACAUGGCAGAUGCGGGUGGUACUUGGGUUUCGGCUCCAGGGUCCCUGAGGCCCAGGGACUAGCCCGUUUGGCGUGGCUGAUUGGGGCUGGGGCAUGAGGGCAACAGAUUCCAGGCUGUACUCCCAUUAGGUCGAAGGGCUCCUUCCGAGCGCUUUCUCGUGACCCUGGGUGAGAGUGGCAGGCGCCCUGCUGCGUAGGCUCCCCCGGGCACAGCCGCUGGCGGCGCUGCAGUUGCUCGAAGGGGCUUCCCAGGCUUCGCUGCUUGCUUUUCCCGCCGUCUUAGGUUGCGGGCGGCGUCGGUUCCCUCCCCGGGGGGCGCAGCGGCCGGAGGCGGGGGUCGCAGCGGCCGCUCGGGGCGGCGCUGGGCGGGCGGGCGCUGGGCCCGCCCCGCCGGCAUCCUUGGCCCGACUUCCUUCUGCCGCGGGCGGCUGGCCCAGCUGGAGGAAGCGGCGGUGGCGGCCACGAUGAGUGCGGGCGACGCAGUGUGCACCGGCUGGCUCGUUAAGUCGCCCCCCGAGAGGAAGCUACAGCGCUACGCCUGGCGCAAGCGCUGGUUUGUCCUCCGGCGAGGCCGCAUGAGCGGCAACCCCGAUGUCUUGGAGUACUACAGGAACAAGCACUCCAGCAAGCCCAUCCGGGUGAUAGACCUCAGCGAGUGUGCAGUGUGGAAGCAUGUGGGCCCCAGCUUUGUUCGGAAGGAAUUUCAGAAUAAUUUCGUGUUCAUUGUCAAGACUACUUCCCGUACAUUCUACCUGGUGGCCAAAACUGAGCAAGAAAUGCAGGUGUGGGUGCACAGCAUCAGUCAGGUCUGCAAUCUUGGCCACCUGGAGGAUGGUGCAGCAGAUUCCAUGGAGAGCCUCUCUUACACGCCCUCCUCCCUGCAGCCAUCCUCUGCCAGCUCCGUUCUUACCGCCCAUGCUGCCAGCUCCUCUUUGCCAACAGAUGACCCAAACACUAAUGCCGUAGCCACUGAGGAAACCAGAAGUGAGUCAGAGCUUCUCUUCCUUCCAGAUUAUCUGGUUUUGUCCAACUGCGAGACUGGAAGACUGCACCAUACCAGUCUACCCACCAGAUGUGAUAGCUGGUCAAACUCAGACCGUUCAUUGGAACAGGCUUCAUUUGAUGAUGUUUUUGUUGACUGCCUGCAGUCGCUCCCCUCCAGUCAUUUGGUCCACCCCUCAUGCCAUGGCAGUGGAGCUCAGGAGGUGCCAUCCUCGAGGCCUCAGGCUGCCCUGAUCUGGAGUAGAGAAAUCAAUGGGCCACCCAGGGACCACUUGUCUUCUUCACCAUUGCUGGAAAGUUCCUUAAGUUCCACCAUUCAGGUAGAUAAAGAUCAAGGUUCCUUACCCUGUGGAGCAAAAGAACUAGACAUUAUGUCCAAUACCCCACCUCCCCGCCCCCCUAAGCCAAGCCAUCUGUCUGAACGGCACCAAGAGGAGUGCAGUACACACAGCGGCAGCAAGAAGCCAGAAUGCACUCUGGUUCCAAGAAGAAUCUCCCUCUCUGGUUUAGACAACAUGAGAACCUGGAAAGCUGACGUAGAAAGCCAAUCCUUAAGACACCGAGACAAGCGGCUUAGUUUAAAUUUGCCAUGCAGAUUCUCCCCAAUGUACCCCACAGCUUCAGCCAGUAUCGAAGACAGCUACGUGCCCAUGAGCCCGCAGGCUGGUGCCUCUGGUCUUGGACCCCACUGCAGCCCUGAUGACUACAUUCCAAUGAACUCAGGAAGCAUCUCAAGCCCGUUGCCUGAGCUACCUGCAAACCUGGAACCUCCCCCAGUGAAUAGAGAUCUCAAGCCUCAGAGGAAGCCACGGCCACCUCCCCUGGACCUGAGAAACCUCUCCACCAUCCGGGAACAUGCAUCUCUUACCAGGACCCGCACUGUGCCUUGCAGUCGAACCAGCUUUCUCUCUCCAGAAAGAAAUGGUAUUAAUUCUGCAAGAUUUUUUGCUAAUCCUGUUUCCAGAGAAGACGAAGAAAGCUACAUCGAAAUGGAGGAGCACCGAACAGCCAGUUCCCUGAGCAGUGGUGCUCUUAUGUGGACAAAGAAAUUCAGCCUAGAUUAUUUGGCCCUGGACUUCAAUUCAGCAUCACCAACUCCCAUGCAGCAAAAACUUCUCCUUUCAGAAGAACAAAGAGUAGACUAUGUCCAAGUGGAUGAGCAGAAGACACAGGCUCUCCAGAGCACAAAACAGGAGUGGACAGAUGAAAGGCAAUCCAAAGUAUGAGAGGUGCGGGCUUGUGCCAUGUGUGAAACAGGGAAGCUUGGGGCUCAGUUUGAGUUUUUUCUUUUUUUUUUUGUCCACUAAAAACACACUGAUGGUCAACACAGGUCAAAAUCAAGAGGGAAUGUGUAGUUUUCAAGGUCUUGGCCAGAACCUUUAGGAAAGAAGACCUGUUUAUACAUUGAAGGAAGAAAAGAAGGAAGCAAUUGCCUUCCAGAGGGGGCUCUGAGAGAAUCUAGCCUCCCCUCUGUCCUAUUGGAGCAAAGAUUGGAGUGAGUGUUGCCACCAACAGGAUUUUAUCGUUUGACUCCAAUACCUGAAAUUCUGACCUCUCUCCUGUGCUUCAAUGAGAAUGAUAAAUUAUCCUAGCAAAGGGGCCUCUGGAGACCAUCUUAUUCCAGCCUCUGAAGACAGUUGAGGAGAUCAAGCCCAGCGAUGGUGGCGUCAUUUCAAUACCCAAAGAAAGACAAGUGACAGGGGCAAUGGAUCUCAGGCUCUGAGAUAAGUAUAUCAGAUGACACUGGUGGCUCUAAGGAUAUUGCAAUUAAGCAGCUACCUGUAGCCAGGUAUUCUGCUGCUCUUGGCCUUUCCCCACGCAUCGUCUCAUGUCUUCUCCAAAAGACCUUGGAAGAUAGGCCUGGAAGAGACUGUUGAUGCCACUUUGAAGAAAAGAACACUGAGAACUAGAGGAGGGAAUGCUUUGCCCAACAUUACUCACAAAGCCAAGACCCAGAGUCCGGCUUAGAGAAUAGAGUUGUCCAGGCUGCCAAUUGCAAGCUCAUUCCUCUACCUCACACUUCCUCUGAGGAUUUUGACAAAAUGGAUUAAUUGGGUGAGCCUUGGAGACAUGUGGGAAACACCUGCAGACAUAAAAUGAGUAAUCAUCUUGUCUCCCUUUCAAUAGGGAUCUGAACAGGUGUUUUGAUACUUGAAAGGUGUGCAUGUCAAGUGAGGGUUUCUUUCUGUGAUGUUCAACUGGAACUCUCUCAUCAGUAGUUACAAUUAGAAAUACCUACUGAUGGUCGGUCUGAAGGCCAUUCUCAUGGUCACCUAUACAGUGUGUUUCCCUGUGAGCUGGCUAACGCUAGCAGAGGAAUUUUUACCGCCUUGGGGAAAGCAUAGGUUGUCCCUGGUUAUCCUAUGAUGGGCCCAAGCUUUGGAGUGAUAGAGAAAAAUGACCAGGAAAAAACCUAUGAAUUCCAUUCUUAGAUUUCCCAGCCAAUUGCUCCCUUCUGCUUGAGAAGUGACUAGGUACUGAGAGUACAAACACUCCCACUUUAUAAUGAGGGCGUCAUGUCACCCCUUCCUUUACAGGUCUUGGGGUCCAGGAGACCCAGAAUGAAGGUGUCAGUUGGGCAUGAAGUGUUAUUUAAUGUCCGUUCUUGAUCCUUCUGAGCACCUACAGCUGGAAACUAAGCAGAUACUGGUCCUGCAUUCUGACUGAGAUUGUGUCUUCUUUAUGAGGAUAGAUCAAAUUGGCAGUCAGGCCCAUGAUAGUCAGUGCAGUUGGUGCAGUUGUAGACCUUGCUACAAGAUUUCAGGGUUUCCAGUCACCCCACAGGUAAGUAAAUGCCAAAGCCUUCUUUUUUCAGACCGUACAAGAAGCCAUUUUGAUUUCCAAAAAAGCAGGUUCUGGUGACAUUAUUUUCUUCCUUGGACAAAGUGGGGGAAAAUUUCUAAGUAUUUUAACUGAGUUCGGGGUCCUUAGUGAGCCUGGACAGAGCAGGCAGAGGGCUCCCCACUCCCUAAGCCCCACAGUCAGCUCUGCAUCACCACACACAGCCUUCUUCCCCAUGUGACUUGCAAAGAGUCUCAGGCAAGAAACCAGGGCUUCAAACUGCCAGUUCCCAUGGAGGGUAGUUCCCUCAUGUGUGGAGCACUUGUGUUAGGAUCACUGAUUAUCUGACAUAGGCUGGUGCAGAAAAAAAUUGUAGGCCCAAGUGUCAAGAAGCACGCCAGAUUGGAGAUAGAAAAGAAUAGCUGAAAUUAUGUCAGUAGUGAAAUGUCACUCAAUUGACUCACCGAAAAAAGAAAAGAAAUCUGUUUCGGCCGGGCGCUGUGGCUCACGCCUGUAAUUCCAGCACUUUGGGAGGCCGAGGCGGGCGGAUCACAAGGUCAGGAGAUCGAGACCAUCCUGGCUAACACGGUGAAACCCCGUCUCUACCAAAAAUACAAAAAAUUAGCCGGGCAUGGUGGCAGGCGCCUGUAGUCCCAGCUACUCAGGAGGCUGAGGCAGGAGAAUGGCGGGAACCCCGGGGGGCGGAGCCUGCAGUGAGCCGUGAUCGCGCCACUGCACUCCAGCCUGGGCGACAGCGAGACUCUGUCUCAAAAAAAAAAAAAAAAAGAAAUCUGUUUCUACAAAACAUUUCCCGAAACAUAUUUAUAGCAUGAAGAAAUACACACAUGGGUAGUGUGACCUGUUUGGAUGUGAUUACUUAAAAAUGGAAUGCUCUGAAUAGGCACUCUCUACAUUAAAGGUAUGGAAGGCGAUAGGGGUCAGAAUUUUAAAAAUUUAAUUUUGAAAAAGGUGACUCACCCCUCAUUUCCAGAGUGUAUGCAAUUAUGUCCUGCUUUGAUAAAACUGCUAGAGGAUGGCUAUGCAAAAGCAUAACAAUUCAAGGAAACAAAGUACAGGUAGUUUUUGAGCUGACAGCAGCAAAGGCACCAUAAGUCAAAAUAAUUGGUUUUGGUGGAGAUGAUCGAUGUGUGUAUGUGUGAGAGAGAGCUAUGUUUCUGACCAAGGGCCCGAUGUUUGUUACAGAAAUGAUCCCAGAGACCUACAAGAUGUGGGAAUCAGCAUAACAGGGCAAUGCAGCAAUUAACCCCACAUUGUUUUCUGUAGUUCCUUUUUGUUUCAUUUUCUUCUGUCUCAUCUCGUUAGAAAAUUCCUCCCAGUCAGGGGUCGUCCAGUGCAGGACGGGGGACCCAAGGGUCUCAAGCCUGAAAGUCCAGAAGGUGACAAACCCAGGAGUACUGGGAGUUAAGCUUUCCUUGGGGAGGGAAGAGCCUUGAUGUCCAGCACACAUCAGGAAGAGCCUGGCUAUAAACGCACGAAGCGACCUACCCACUGUAGAGUCCACUUCACAGAAUCAGCCGAAUCAUGACCUUUAAAAGUUCCGAGUUGAAACUGAAGGCUCUCCUCAGACCUGGCUUUUUCCUCAGUCCCUUUUCAUACCAUCUCUGCACCCACAAUCACACUGAUUUUUCAAAUUCAUUUUGUUUUUGCUGUUUCAUUUCUGGCAUUAAUAAAGUCUUAUAAG
This is a messenger RNA of Symphalangus syndactylus (siamang), 5525 nucleotides long. It is a transcript of the gene GAB3, whose product is annotated as GRB2 associated binding protein 3. Lineage: Eukaryota; Metazoa; Chordata; Mammalia; Primates; Hylobatidae. Gene Ontology annotation, cellular component: cytoplasm. The record is from RefSeq and is a predicted model, not a curated record. Gene Ontology annotation, molecular function: signaling adaptor activity. Gene Ontology annotation, biological process: signal transduction.